Dichomitus squalens LYAD-421 SS1 is the source of this 462-nucleotide messenger RNA. RefSeq lists its product as uncharacterized. The record is from RefSeq and is a predicted model, not a curated record. NCBI's taxonomy places the organism in Eukaryota, Fungi, Basidiomycota, Agaricomycetes, Polyporales, Polyporaceae. The transcript is spliced from 2 exons. The coding region runs from base 1 to 462 and encodes 153 amino acids.
AUGGAAGGCAGCGAGCCCCGCAUCACCGACAUUCCCUACAAGCUUCUCGAGGACGAGCACUAUCCCGCACAUCAGCUAGACCUCACGCCUGUGCUGGGAGGAGCUACCCCGGGCAGAACGCGCAUUGAGAUCGCUGGCUUCGACGUCCGACCUUCCUUGGGCCAUCGACUCAUUCUGAUUUACAACGACAAUUUCCUCACGGAAAAGCGUCCUGUGAACAUGUGCAUUCAGGCCAUCCACAAAGGGAGAGGAUACAAAUGGUGUGACAAUCUGCUUGCUGUAAGGAAUGCGAACAAGAGGGAGAGGGCUUGGCAGUACCAAGACAUCACCCCCGCAGAUGUGGAAGCGGUCAAGAGAUAUUCCGAGCAGGGAGGUUACGGCCACGCUGCCUUGGAGUAUGCAGACGCAGUAGAGGAAUCGAACUGGCUGAGGGAUAAGGGAUUCCAAACAAUGCAAGUUUGA